AUGAAAAAUACAGAUUCCUUACAAAAUAUUCACAAAUCUUCCACGCAACAACCGAGCAACGAACAAUUAGAACGACUAAGACAUCAUCAAGAAGAGCUGAGAAGACGUCGUGAAGAGGAAGCCAGGCACAGGAAAGAGGAAGAUUUCUUACGAACCUCUUUACGUGGAUCUAAAAAGCUUCAAGCGUUAGAAAAGCGUGUCCCACCAUCAGGAGUAGAUAACUCUGGUUUUGCUGAAAAUGAAGUAGACCUAUCAGAUGGUAUAAGUUUAGAGAAAGCUGAUAUUAAUGAUAAUAGAUAUAUGAAGACUAAUAUUGGAAUUGAAGAGUUAUUUUCCUCGUUGAAUCAUAUCCGCAGUCGAUUAGAUACAGCGGAAAACAAGGACAACAUAUCAUUUUUACGAACAUUAUUUCACAACAGUCAGUUUCAACAAGCUGUUACAAUACAUAAUAAAGUUGUGGAAGUGACCUCCCAAUCGCCACCCCCUUGUGCUCUGGCCCAUAAUUCCCAGGAUAUAGUUCAUGAUGUGUUUACGCUGUGUGGUGAUACACGGGAACCAUAUGUAGCUGAAUUACUCACAGUGCUUAAUAAACCAAACUUUAAGGGUUUGCUUCACUCCCAUGAUCUGAUAGCUGAGACCCAGGUAGAUGCUAUAACAGAAGAUGUCCAACGUGAAGAUGUAUUAGACUAUCCCUUGUUACAGUAUGGUGAAGAUACAGUGAAACUUAUACAUUUAGAAAAAUCUAAUGAACCCUUGGGUGCUACAGUGAAAAAUGAAGGUGAUUCAGUCAUAAUAGGUAGAAUAGUUAAAGGUGGAGCUGCAGAGAAGAGUGGUUUAUUACAUGAAGGAGAUGAGAUAGUAGAAGUUAAUGGGUUUGAUAUGAGAGGAAAGAAUGUAGAUGAUGUAUCAGAGAUGUUAGCCAAUAUGUCUGGUACUAUAACCUUCAUGAUUAUACCAGUUACUCAAGAGGUUAUACCACCCACUAUCUCACAGUCCAGACAGUCAACUGUUCAUCUAAGAGCGAUGUUUAAUUAUGACCCAGAAGAUGAUAUUUAUAUACCAUGUCCAGAGUUAGGUAUAUCCUUUAUGAAAGGUGAUAUAUUACAUGUUAUUAACCAGGAUGAUACACACUGGUGGCAGGCAUAUCGUGAAGGGGAACAGGAACAACAGUCACUAGCUGGUUUAAUUCCUAGUAAAGUCUUUCAAGAACAACGAGAAGCAGCUAUGAAUGUUUUAACACCAGAUGGUAAAGAAAAUAAAAAGAAAAGUAAAUCUUGUGCUUCUUGUGGUCAUAAAAACAAGAAAAAAGGCAAAAAGAAGAAAAAAUCUCUGUAUGCUGGGUCUGGUGAAGACACUGAAGAAAGUUUAACAUAUGAAGAAGUAGCCAGAUAUUACCCACAACCCAACAGAAAACGACCUAUUGUUUUGAUUGGUCCAUCCUCUGUUGGUCGUCAAGAGUUACGAGAUAUGUUAAUUAGUUCUGAUGUUGACAGAUUUUCUAUCAUUGUUCCUCAUACAAGUAGAGUAAAGAAAGCAGAAGAAUCAAAUGGUAAAGAAUAUCAUUUUAUAACUCGUGCUAUGUUUGAACAAGAUAUACAGAAUAAUAAGUUUGUAGAGUAUGGAGAAUUUGAGAAGAAUUAUUACGGUACUACGUUAGAUGCUAUAAGAAGAGUUGUCAAUCAAGGCAGGAUUUGUAUUCUAAAUCUGGAACCAGAGUCAUUAAAGAUAUUACGAAGUUCUGAUUUAAAACCUUACGUUAUAUCUGUUUACCCUGGUAACCUGGAAAAAUUACGCCAAAUUCACAUCAAGUUGGGGAAAUCACGAACGACUGAUGAAGAGUUGAAACAGAUUAUAGAAGAUGCCAGGGAAAUGGAAGAAGUCUAUGGACAUCUAUUUGAUUAUGUUUUAGUGAACACUGACUUAACUCGUGCUUAUGAAGAACUAUUGAAUGAAAUCAAUCGUAUUGAAGUUGAACCUCAAUGGGUGCCAUUAGAGUGGGUAGAUAACUAUAUGUGA
This is a messenger RNA of Lottia gigantea (owl limpet), 2016 nucleotides long. RefSeq lists its product as hypothetical. Gene Ontology annotation, cellular component: adherens junction; plasma membrane. NCBI's taxonomy places the organism in Eukaryota, Metazoa, Mollusca, Gastropoda, Lottiidae. The record is from RefSeq and is a predicted model, not a curated record. The transcript has 11 exons. Gene Ontology annotation, biological process: generation of neurons; establishment or maintenance of epithelial cell apical/basal polarity; protein localization to plasma membrane. Gene Ontology annotation, molecular function: protein binding. The coding region runs from base 1 to 2016 and encodes 671 amino acids.